CUCUGUUCAACGGCGACGGCGGCUUUGCAGCCAUCGCAGUGGCGAGUUGCUCUCUCUUUGACCCAGUAGAUCUCAUAUAUCUCUAGCCCACCAUGUCGACUCCCUCACUUGCCCCAGAAUCCUCCUCAUACACGGCCAUGGACCGAGACGUCGAAGCCAUUGGCAAACACUGCGAGUUUGCCUACUGUCAUCAACUCGACUUCCUCCCUUUUCGUUGCGAGUCCUGUCACCAUACUUUCUGCCUGGAUCAUCGUACUGAAACAGCACAUAAGUGUACUCACGCUGGCGAAUGGGCUAAAAAUAGACGACGUAACAGCGUGGGGCGGGCGUCCGCUACAUCAACUUCUGGUGCCGGGCGACCCAACCAUUCCAACGCCGCACAGUGCAGCAACCAGAGUUGCAAGACCUUCAUAAAUACCUUACAAAACACAGGUGUACACUGCCCGCAUUGCAACAGGAAUUAUUGCCUCAAGCACCGCAUGCGAGAGGAUCAUGACUGCAAAAAUCUCAUACCACUGGGUGCAGGACCUGUCGAUAUUGCCGUGCAGAGCAACAAGGAAAAGAUCAAACUCGGGUUUGGACGGUUAAAAACAUGGGGCAAAAGCCAACAAGAGACGCUUCUACCUAAGCCCAAGCCGUCGAGUCGGGCUGCACAAUUGGCUGAUUUGAACAAACUGAAAAAGAACGCCAAAGGAGAUGACAAGCUAGAUACGGAGAAAAGAGUAUAUCUACAUGUUGAAGCCGAGGCAGCAAGCACGACAAGCAAACUUCCCAGGGCUGAUCUGUUCUUCUCCCAAGACUGGAGUAUUGGACGAUUAUUGGACGAUGCAGCAAAGAGGCUACAGGUCGCAAAUGUCAAUAAUCGUGUGGAGACGGAGGAACAGCGGCUUAGAGUCUAUCAUGUCGAGGGUGGUAGAUUACUGGAAUUCUCAGAGAAGGUCGGAAAGUCAUUAAUCAACGGGAACACAGUUGUGCUUUUGAGAGGUGUAGGACCUAAGGCGGCUCCCUCGUAAUUUGAGAUAUCUACUGCUGUGUCCGAUGUUGAUCGAGAUUGUACUAUCUAGGAGCAAGAUGGUCUGCAAUGCAUAGCGCCGGCGUUGAAAGGAACACUUCUGACUGACUGGUAUAUUUUGAUGGGUGCAAUACGAGAAUCCACUUUUUGGCAGCAAGCUUUGCCGUAAUGAUAUAGCCAGAAUAGGCAACCACAACUUUUUGAAUGUAUUGGAAUUGUCGGCGCUGUCCGAUCAAUCAACGGUGCUGUGUUUAGAGGAAGUGCAAUGUUACUCACCACGUUGCUUUGAUGUGGUCAAUCAAUGGGUGGAAUUCUCACUAAGUAACUCCUUGCUGUGCCAAGAAAUUUCGACGUCGUAUCUCAUAUGCAAUCGAUCUCAUUUUCAAACACCACAA
Messenger RNA from Exophiala oligosperma, 1407 nucleotides. RefSeq lists its product as uncharacterized. Gene Ontology annotation, cellular component: cytoplasm. The record is from RefSeq and is a predicted model, not a curated record. The transcript has a single exon. Gene Ontology annotation, molecular function: zinc ion binding. The coding region runs from base 93 to 1013 and encodes 306 amino acids. NCBI's taxonomy places the organism in Eukaryota, Fungi, Ascomycota, Eurotiomycetes, Chaetothyriales, Herpotrichiellaceae.